Molecule: messenger RNA, 11065 nt
Organism: Portunus trituberculatus (swimming crab)
Lineage: Eukaryota; Metazoa; Arthropoda; Malacostraca; Decapoda; Portunidae
Product: E3 ubiquitin-protein ligase lubel-like
Exons: 39
Coding region: 450-9347 (2965 amino acids)
Biological process (GO): protein linear polyubiquitination
Cellular component (GO): LUBAC complex
Molecular function (GO): linear polyubiquitin binding; K63-linked polyubiquitin modification-dependent protein binding; K48-linked polyubiquitin modification-dependent protein binding
Source: RefSeq, a predicted model, not a curated record
UUCCCAGCCUCAUCUUAAUAGUGGAUUAACAGUUUUGAAAAUUAUAUUGCCGUAAAUUCUGAGUUAAAGUUACAAAUUGUCUCAAGAAGAAUAUUUGCGACAUUGAUAUGAAUAACGUGUGCAAGUGGGCAUUGGCGUGAAUCCAGAAAAGGUAGGGGGGCCAUGCGAAGCUCUCAGUGUGUCGGCGGCCGUGUGGUACGGUGGAGGGCGGGGCUGGGACUCUUCGCUCAUCAGUGUUCAGAACGCCAAGGGAUUCACCACCGCGAAACAUCUGAGAUCUGACUAGGAUAGAGAAAAUUAUCCAUUGUGUAUUAGGUUUACUUGAGGGAAAACUAGAUAUCUGCAUAAACUUUGUUCCUCGGCUACUGAGUGAAAUGUCCUUGUGAGUUUGAGAAAGUGCUGAGUUGAAGUAACGGUGUGAAUCAAACGAAACAACAACACUCGUCGGCAUGUUUCGCCGCGGGUUAUCUCGGAACAGGCCCGGAGACAGGAAGAACAACGAGCCGGAGUAUGAGGAAGUUGGCCCUCCCAUCCACCUGAAAAAGGCACCAGAGAGCCGCGGGGAUGGGCACAACUGCGACCUGUGCGGCUCCAUGGAGGCUGCGGUGCGGUGCGAGAAGUGCGGCAACCAAGCCUUCUGUAUGUCCUGCGAUGACAUGUACCAUCGCCACCCACGCCGCAGCGCCCACGUCAGGAAGGCGGUGGACACCAAGACACCGACAGGAGGCGUGGUAAGACCACCCUUACCACCCAAGGGCGAAGUGCCGCCCCCACAGCCACCACCGAGGAAAAACAAGCGGGCUGGCUUCCUCUCCAGCACAAGCUUCAGCAAGAAGGAUCAGGAUAUUGAAUUCGACGGUGAAGAAGGAACGGUGUACACUCUGCCUUUGCCUCUGCGUCGCCCUACGACGACCUCCAGCGACGGCAGCAGCACGGGGCGAACCAUCAUGGGCAGCCUGAAGCGGUUCAUGGGAGCGAGACCCCUGCCCCCGACCCCUGACCACAGCAAAGGUGUGGUGAGUCCAAACCAGAGUGAGGCCGGGGGGACAGUGGCGGUGGGGAGGCCCGUGAUGCGUGCCGCCACCAGCCCCAGCCUUCCCAACCUCAACGAUCACAUUGAAGAGGAGAUGAAGAAGGAGCUGCCCCAGUCAGUGGCCGACUUCAACACAACGACGAUGCCCCACAACUCUGUCUCCACGCCCGCCACGCCCACCUCACUCAAUGCACCGUACCCUCCGCUGCAGCCCAAGGCUCCCCAGUCCCAGCCCGCGCCGCAGACACACUCCCUUGGUAGAAAGUUUUCCCUGCAGCAGCUUCCCCAGGGCCUUGAAGACAAAAGGACGUCCAUGGUGGAGCCCACGCCGAGCGGAGUGGGGUGGGAGGCUGAGACAGUUAAGCCCCCACCACGCACACGCUCCCACAGUAUUUCUGAUGACCAGUGGGCCCAGGUGAUGGCCGCCCAGCCUGGCACAGGCGAGUCAUCUAUCACUACGGAGGCGUCCUCUGGACCCACGUGUCCUCCUGGUCACACCCCUGCAGAUAUGUCAGUUUUCUCGGGCGUCACCCCCCGGCGCAGCUACGCCGGCAUUCCUGGAGGAAGGGGCGGCGGAACCACGAUGGGGCGGGGCAUGGUGUCCUCCGCCUCCGUGUGUGACCUGAACACACUGAGUCAGCAACAACCACCACAGGCUUUUAAUGGCACUCAUGGGGCCAACAGUUUCCAGCAGCUGAACAUGAUGGGCUACGGCGGCGGCAUGAUGUGGGGCGCCCCCUGUGACAUGUGCCAGGCGGCUUCGGCUUACCCUGGGCAUUCAGGCGCCGGUGGGAUGAAACGCACAGCUUCCAACCUGUCCAUGAAUCUUUCAUCGGUGGGGAGUGACAUGACAGGUUACCCGUGGGCUGCACCACCGCCUCACGUCCACCACCACAUGCCCAUGUACCCGGGCUACUAUCCUGGGUAUCACCCACAUAUGGUCAUGCCCACAAUGGGUGCUCCCAUGGGUCUUAACGUAUCAAUACCAGAUUCCAUGCACACUUUUGGUAAAGUACCGUCCUCUCCGGCGCCCUCAGUCCGCUCCACCUCGCAUCGCUCACACAAAUCCAGUAAGUCUCGUUCAUUCAGUGCAGCUGAUGCCAGUGGGCGCCGUAGUCGUAACCGCAAAGCAAAACGAUCCGAGGAAAGUGAGGAGAGCCGAUCUUCCUCCGGUAGUGAUGAUGGUGACUACGUUGAUGAUAGGGAAACUAAGUCUACUCACAGCGGAGGCAACAGUCUAGCAUGGCAGUGUGACCACUGUACGUUCAUUAAUAACGGCGGGACGCGAACCUGCGGCAUGUGCUCAAAGACUUUAACAAAUAACGGUCGUGCCAGCCGUCGCGGCAGCGAGAGACGCCGAUCAGAGCGACGGCGAGACCGACGAACUGAUCACGAGGAGGACGAUAAGGACCUGUCUGAUUAUGACAACCAAGACAGCGGAGUGGUGAAAAGCAACUUCUCCUUCAGUAUUAAGGACAGCAAGCGUGAAAAUCGCAGCAAGAUCUCGAGUUCCAACAAGAGUAAGAGUAAGAAAAAGUCCCGCCGACGAGACAGCUCUGCCUCGGUCUCUGGCUCGGAGAGUGAAGGAGAGGAAGAAGAGCGACUCGAGCGACACAUGCGUGACCUGCGGGUGUCCUCCCGACGGAAGGGCAACGACUACGAUGGUGUCAACGGCAAGGACAAUGACAAGGGCAGAGACAGAACCUCGCGCAAGAAAGAAGGAAGUGUAAGCCGGUUCAAGAAUAGGGGUCGGAACCAUUCGGAACGAGCGAGGACGCCGGGCCGCCAAACACCUCGACACCGAAGCCCAGCAGAGGACAGGAGAUCCUAUGAAGAUGAUUCCGAAACGACCUCCUCAGACGCCGAUCACCCACCCCGCCAUAGUCAGUCGGGUGACCACACCCUGAACUCUGUUGAUGGGACUCUGGUGGACACACUGGUGUCUGAAGCCACUCUAAAAUUAGAUAAGAAGUCAAAAUCUAACAACAGCGAACACAAACCAAAAUCUAAAGCAUCUAAGGCUUCAAGUCCUGCACGAAGUUUGGUAGACGAACAGCAAGCCCAGGAACUCCAAGAUGUUGCUCAUGAAACUAACGAAAAUAAGGACAAAUCGCCAAGUCCAAAACCAAUGGUAAGGAAAAGUAAGUCUCCUCCUCUGUCUCGAGGCGAAGUGGAUGAGCCAAGCUUUGCAAACACCUUAGAUGAUGUGCCCACAAUGGGGACUAAUGAGGUAGCCGAUCAAGAUCUUGGUAGCCAAUACACUGAUGACCAGCCUCCAGUGAUUGAGAUGGCAGUGGAGCCCCAAGACAUACCCACUGUCCAAUACAAACCAUCAACCCCGUGGGAGGAGCGUGCUGAGGAGCCCCAAACUGUCGUGUUCGAGUUGCCGCCUGUCGCUCAAGGGGAAGCUGAAAAAGCUGAAAUUAAAGAGGAAGUCAAGUUUGAAAGUCAGGCUGAUGCCAAAAAACCAGACACCCAUAUUGCUGUCCCAGAAACAGUGUAUGCUGAGCCGAGCUACGAGACUGUGGAGGACCCGACAAAGGCGACCACCCCUGAAGAGGAAGUGAAAGAACAAGCAGCUCCUCGUGAAGAUAGUGUCCAACCCGAAGACAUUGCCCAAGCAGAAGACAUUGCCCAGCCUGAAGACAUUGCCCAGCCAGAAGACAUUGACCAAGGUUUAUAUCAAGUGGCCACCCCUAAAGAACUGCCCAUUGUUGAGAAAGUUGAAGAAUUACCUCCAGAAGAAGUCCUCCAGGUGGCCAAGGCGUGGCAUAGCGGACCUGUGGACACCCGAGGAGAGAUGGCUCGCUCCGCCUCCUCUGGGUCAUCCUUGGGCCUUAACUCUCCCCACGACAGACAGUACACGCCCCUUAGCUUCUCCUCCUCUGACGCACAAUUCUACUCUCCUCCGGACUCUCCAGAUCUCUCCCUCAGCGAGCAGCUCCAAGAAAACCUCCAGCCUGGCCAGACGCAGAAUUUGAUUGGCGGAGAGGACGAUAGCCUGGUGACGGCGUGGGAGUCUGUGCCACAGACCACCGAGGCCCUAAAAUCGUCCCAGGAAAGUAUUAGGUCGUCUGCUGAGCAGCUGCCUCUCGCAGAGGAGGCAUCCGGCGGGGAAGAGAAGAACAGCCCCGAGAGACCCACGUCCGCAGGCCCUUCGCCGCGCCUCGCUGAUGGCUACGAAUCCUUAAGCUUCCACGACGCACUAACCCCGUCCAACGCUGACGCCCUGCCUGGCUCCGCCUCACAACAGGCCGCGGCGCUCACCACCGACCCCGCUGACGUCACCUCGGCCAGUGUCGACGCCCUGAUCAAUGAGGUGCCGCGCCCCUUCAGGUGGGGAGAGGAGGACAUGAACGAAAAGUAUCUGACAGUUGAGGAGAUCAUCACUAAGCGGCGGCAGGAGGCCAUGAGGAAGCAGGGCCUCAAGAUGGUACAGGUCCUCAGGGACGCGGAAAACUUGGGUUAUCAGUCAGAAGACGUGUCCAUCGCCCUCACACACUGUGGCGACAAGAACCCCUUGGAGUGGUUGAAGGAGAACUGGCGGCACAUGGUGGACACAGUAGCCACACUCGCCACCAAUUACGGCCAAGAGCGGCAAGUCAAUGAUAUCGGCUUCAUCACGAUGGCAGAGGCGAAGACAGCACUCAGGCUCCACAAAGGCAAUAUCUGGGCUGCCGUCACCGAGUGCGUGGAGCAGCGCCAAAGAAAGUUUAGUGAAAUCUACGCGCGUGGACGGUUCCGGCGAGAGGACGUAGUGAAGGCCUUGGAGACGUGUGACGGAGAUGUGGACCGCGCCUUCCUGGAAGUGAACAAGUCCCAGCUGCAACCUUUCCUCAUGAAAAUCUGGAACCCUGUGCAGGCCACUAUCAAGAGAUCUCAAGCGGCGCCUUCACAACCAAGCGCCGCUCCUCCAAAAACAGCUCCAGCGGUGAGUUCAGGGACUCCCGCCCCGGUGGCUCCUUCGCUCCCCGUACAGCCCGAUAUCACUUCAGAGCCCCAAGGCCCGGAAGUCAGCCGGCCUAGCCAAGCUCCUAAAGGUAUACUUGGAGGGAGACUCACUCCAACAUUUGACACCGGUGCCAGCAAGGUGCCCAGUAGGCUGUGGCAUGGACUGUGCUCACUGUUUGACAGCUCCACCAGGAGAAGCACAUCGGAGCACCAAGAUGAUGAUACACAUAUAGAGUUUAUUGACACGAGUGACGAGGACGACGUCUUUGAGAAUACCUAUGCCAGCAUUGACCAUUUCAAGCAACCUGCCAAAGUGGAACCCAUUUACGCCACUGUGAAAAAAAGACCCAAGCCAAGCCCUAAAGUACAGGACUUGCCCAAAAGUGUAAGACCCGAGCAGCAAAAUGUGCCACUUCCUCCAAAAGAGAACCCCUCCUCAUCUCGCGGCAUAAUCCAGCCGUCUCCUAAACAAGAAGAGUUGGUUCCCGCCAGCGAGGUGACAGGUCCGGAGUCUGAAGAGGAAUCGACCAUAGAAGAGUUGGUGCAAGACCUAGGGAGCGCCCCCUACUACGAGUAUUUCACAGCCGUCGGCGAGGAUGAGACGGACGAGUCGGAGGAGAGAACGAGCGAAGAGAUCAGCAACUUGAGCGGCUUGUCCGAGGACGAAGGCGAGACUUCAUCUGCUGAAGAACUCUCCGAGUCUGACUCAGGAGAAUCCCAGGAGACAGAGCAAGAGGAAGACGUUCUCGUGCAAGAGGAAGAAACAGAAGUAGUAGAAGUGGAGGAGGAAGAGGAGAUGGAGGAGGAGGAAGAAGAGGAGGAGGAGGAGGAGGAGGUAGAAGAAGAAGAAGAAGAAGAAGAAGAAGAAGAGGAGGAGGAGGAGGAAGAGGGGGAGGAAGAGGAAAAUAAAGAUGUGAAUGAAGAAGGAGAAGUUACGAUUGAAGUGCAACAGGAGCAGCCAGCUGAUAUACAGUUGAUCAGACCACAAGACGUGGUGGUGCACCCUAUCAAGGCUUUCACUCACUACGCUGAUAUCUCAGUUUCUGACUUCACCGAGGAGCCUCAUAGCAAAGUCUCCCUUCAUCCCACCACGCCCUCUCCCAACUCCUCUCCCACCUCUGUGCAUCCCUCUGGAGGCAACACCCGUCUCCCGCCCAAACAUUCGCCCGAUUCCCGUCACACACCACCGCCCCAGACAUCGAAACCUGAGAUGCUCAAUAUAGUCAGCCAGACCUCCCCUGCUCAGUCAUGCCAGUCACAAAAGAAAGUACCAAAAUAUUCAAGCACCUUGCACGUCAAUCUCUCAACUCAAAGAAAGUCUUCUGAACACACUACCGCCAAGUCUCCUGCUGCAGCCCGCCAGCCGCCUUCCUUGUCGGUUCUCGAGGCGAAGGGAGGCUCGUCCACAGCUUGCGCUCAAGAUCCUCAGCGACUCAGACCCGUUCCACUUUCGGUAGACAACAAAUCUUCUCCGCGUUCAGCUGGAAAUUCCUUUGUUUUGGAUGAUGCCUACGAGAGUGACGAUGAGGAAUCUGUUAGUGUCACCACCGGACGAUUGAGUUUAUCCUUGAGUUCCUCCAGCAUCAACGUUAAGUCAGAAGUCAUUCAAACGGAACAAGUUGCGACUGUAGACCACGGAGACAGAAUAGAGCCAAACGAUAAAACUAAUGAAGAAGAAGGCGGAAGUAUUGACAGACACAUCUCCGAACAGGGCGAGGAGUCAGCGGCGGUGGGUGGCGGGAGAAAACAAGUGUCGGAAGACGAGGAGUCCCUGGAGGCUGAGGCACCAGAAGAACAGGAGGAGCCUGCAGAGCCUGACGAGCCUGAGGGAGCACAGGGGCCUGAGGUGGCCGAUGCACACGAGGACACUGAGGAUGGGAAGGAGAAAGCAGAGACGCAGUUGCCAGUGAUCGAGCCAGGAAUGCUCCAGACCCGCACAGGACCCGUCACGAUCCAGAAGGCGUCCGUCAUCGUAGGCAAGGCCAUUGCUAAGGCCAUGGCUCGGGAGAGUUCGGUACGCGAGUCUCACAGCGGUUCCCAGACUCCUGAACAUCAGGAAGCUCCGAUGGCUACCCCAGAGUCGUCUGAAGGCGAGGAAGAGACUCAAGGUACAGUGAGCGUGUAUGAUUCCGACUCCGAUGACCAGCUGCACAUUCUAGACACCAUCCCUGAGGAAGAGGAGAUCAGUGAAAUGACGGAGUCUGGCAAAGUCAUUAUCCGGCCAGCUUCAAAAAGGACUCCGAGCAGUGGGGAGGCGAGCGUGACACCAGCUGCCUCAUCUCCCCCAGCUCCUCCAUCACCGACACCUUCGCCCGUAGCUGUGGCAUCUGCAGCAGGUAAAAGUGAUACACAAGCAGCAGCCCGCGUCCCCAAAACUCCCUCACCUACACCCCCAGAACCAGCGCCUUCUCAGGAACCAGUAAAGGCUGAUGAUACAAAGGAGGCUGUCACGACAACUAAAAAGAAUUCACAGUUAUCAAGUAAGAAACCCGAGACUGUUCCACCAUCACCAAAAGAUAACACAGCUGUUCAAAAGUCUGAAGUAACAGAAACCACGACAGUGAGAAGACGAAGGAAACCCGCCAGUGAGGAGAGCAAUGAGGGCACCGCCGCUCCAGCCACCACCACCGCCACCGCCACCGCAACCGCCGCCCCCGCCCCCGCCCCAUCCACAUCCACACCCUCAUCCUCCAACACUAACACUUCAUCAUUAAGAAGAAGAAGAAGAAAUAGGUCACUUCCUGAGUCUUCUGGAGAGUCUGAAGGCGAAGACGGCGUGGUCAAAGCAGACAGGGUGAGAGAGAGGGAUCACCCUCUGAUCCCGCGCCUCUUGGUACAGAUCGAAGGACUCAAGGCGCGCCCCAACAAGAAGGAACCAGACUACCAGGAAAUGCGGGAGUUGAAGGAGAAGAUCCAGGUGAUGCGUCGCGAGCUAGAGUCCCGCAUAGAAGAGAGCGACGACCGUCCAGACACUCCAGAGACUCCCCAGGACGAGCAGCCCACUAAGAGCCCCUACAUCCUCAUCCCUGACACGCCGCAGGAAAAGCCUCCGCCGAAGGAAUACGAACAGCUCAAGUUUGACCGAACAGUGCGAAGGCUGCUGGCGGAGGGUCGCUCAGGCACUUACGAAAAGGCGGAGCUGGCGGCUCACCUUCUUAAUCUUAAUUUCGAUGAGUUUGACUCCGUGUCGGCAGCAGAGGAGUGUUCCUCAAUAUACACAGCCAUUCAGUUCCUGCAGCAGGAUUGUGAGCUGUGCGCUGAAAAGUAUCCUAUGAGGAAGAUGGUGUCCAUGCUGCAGUGCACACACAGAUGCUGCUGUGAUUGCGCCAAGACCUACUUCACCUUCCAGAUCAAGGCCAAAAAUAUCCGUGAGGUGCGCUGUCCCUUCUGCAAUGAGCCUGACCUGGAUGCCAACGAGGAGACCGCCAACGAGUACCUGAACAACAUGGACAUUCUGCUGAAGAACAUCCUGGACACAGAGACCCACGAACUGUUCCAGCGGAAGCUUCGGGACUGGACGCUCAUGAAGGACCCCAACUUCCGGUGGUGCAAUAAGUGCUCGUCAGGAUUCAUAGCAAACCCUCGCGCCAGGAAGCUCAUCUGCCCAGACUGCAAGGACGUGACAUGCGCACAGUGCCGCCUCCCCUGGGAGACGCCUCACGAGGGCAUUUCCUGCGCGAAGUUUGCACAGUGGAAGGCGGACAACGACAUGGAGGUGUCUCUCCAGGGUGUGGCCAAGCACCUGGCUGAGUGUGGCAUCACCUGUCCAAACUGCAAGUUCACUUACUCGCUGGCCAAGGGAGGUUGUAUGCACUUUACUUGCACUCAGUGUAAAUAUGAGUUCUGCUCGGGAUGCGGUCAACCAUUCCGUCAAGGAGCCAAGUGUCCAGUUGGGCCUUAUUGCGAGCGACUAGGCCUCCACGCUCACCAUCCCAGAAACUGCCUAUUUUACCUCAGGGACAAGGAGCCAAACCAGCUCCAAAACUUACUGAAGGAAUCCGGUGUGAGCUACGACACUGAGCCCCCGCCAGGCCAGGAGGUGAAGCCAGGGGCCCGAAGUUCUUGCCAGGUGCAGGAGCAGAAAGAGUUAGCUGAUGGCCUGAAGGACGACAUCUGUGGCCGUACUGUGCCUUCAGGAUACGCUGGCCUGUGCAGAAAACACUACCUUGAAUAUUUGGGUCGGUUGUGUUAUAAAAAUAGUAUAGACCCGCUGCCCAUUAUGGAUGAGGAGGAUCUGAGAUAUAUGUUGCGCCGAGAAAACCUGACGGCGCCCAAACGGAGACCGCGGGAACCUGACCUAUUCUUUUUGAGGAGGAUGACUAAGUUAAUCAAGGAACACCUGCCGCUGGAAAGCCUAAAUUGAAGUAGUUGUAACAAGAGAAGAGAAGAAAGCAGCUAUAGUCUGUGAUGUCUACAUUUCUCUGGUGAUGACAAACCAAGCAAGGUGUUUCCUGCAGCCUCAGGACCUUCACGCCCCGACCAGCAACACCACAAAGCAAAGCAACUCAGUUAUGAAGGAAACACCGUGAUCUCGUCCAUCACAUCGCCAUCUCAUGAACUUCCCUGCCUCCUGGUUCUCUUGCCUCACUGCUUACGUUUGUCUUGGUUUUGUAGUGUCAAGUUGAUUUGAAGAAGGUUUGGAAAUACAGAGCGAGCACAAUGAAGGGAGGAGAGGUGUCAAAGUAUCUGUAAUCUAGGUACUACAUGUAUAUAUUGAAAUAAUACACGUUGCCUGAGAUGUAAACAAGUCAUGCGUUGGCAUUAACUUCAUGAUCAUGCCAGCCUUGUAUGGAUGAAGGGUAACCGUCAUGGUGUAUAGAAUAGCGCCUAAGUUAUGAAACUAUUGGUAGGCCAUGGUGUUGAUAGCUGCCAAUAUUCUGGCUGUGAUUCGAGUCAGACCUACGGAAGGGAACGUAUGCAAGGCAAGAGUACGUAUAAUCUCCUCCUUAGAGCUCUGAGUCUCUGUAUGGCUCAUGGUAGUUUUGUGUGAGCACCUUUUAGAAAGACAGAAUGCAGAGAAGCUACGGACGCUACUUAGAUAUGUAGUGUCUUCACACAUUGCUUUCAAUAUCCUUACAUGUCUCAUCUCGUGCAUCUAACAAUUCUUCUGCAACUUUUGCUUCCUAGCCUUGACUUUCCGGCAUUUUUAACACUAUCUAAUUUUAUUCUUCCCCCUUGGCAACGAUCCAGGCUAAUGAGGGAAUCAGGCACACUUCUUAGACUGACGCUAAUCGUAUAACUUCCUUUUGUGACUCUAACGUUCUCUCAAAACAAAUUUGUUUUUCAUAAUGAAGAUUGCUACCAUACAGCACCUCCAUCUUUCUAUUUGCUACUUCUCAUACCUUGUAUAUCUAAACCUAACUAAGAGAGGCUCUUUCCUAAGAUAUAGAAGCUUGUCACCUCAGUUUAUGUACCAAGAUCCUUUCAUGGCGCAUACCUUCUCUCUACUAUAAUAUAUUAUGCAUUAAGUUUUACAAAAAAAAUCUUCUUGUGCUGCAAUAUUUGUUUACAUCAUCAAACUAGAAAUUUUCACGAAGUCUCUUCAAAUGAACUGAGACUACAGCAUUUCACAUUCGCUGCCCCAGCUUAAUGUGACUGUCCCUUCAUUGCCACGACGCGCGGGGGAAGUCUGCACAUGAAUCGGCUGCCCUAGAUAUGCACAUGUAUUCGAUAUCCUAAUUCAUCAUUCUUGCUUCUCAAGUCUUCACUACUUCCAGCAUAUCCAGCUGCAGCACACCCGCCUCGCUCCACGCGUGGCCAUGGCCUGGUGGUGGCGGCGCGAAUCUGUGUUGUGACAUGAGGGAGGAAGCUCAACUUGAUGUCUGUUUUCUUUUGCUUUGCCAUUUAAUUACAAUACGUAUUAGUUAAUUAUUACAAUAUUUUAUGCAUUAUAAUUUCAAUUUUCCAUAGAAUUGGUUCAAAAUUUCACUAUACUGUCAUCUUUCUUCCUCCACUGAAGCACCAGCAGUGCCGCCGAGGGUCGGCACUACCCCUCCUAACCUGCUGCUUCAUAGAGUUUCAUCUGUGAUUUUUUUUAUUUAUACUCCAUCUUGUGAAGCAAUAAAAUACUAUUACAAUGGA